AUGAUGGACGAGUGCGAUCGUGAUGCGGAGAACAAUUCAAUGAUGCCGUCUUUGUCAUCAUGCGAAACAGAUUUUGCGGAAUUUCGUCCGCAAAAGGAGCUAGUGUACAAUAAAUUGUUACCCUACGCGAAUGAGCUUGAUGCGGAGUCGCGUAUAUGGCUCGCUGAAAUCAAAGGAAAUUUGGGACGCGCGGUCAUGCUACGUGAGCUAGUACCAGGAUGUGUUUUUUGGUCGAACAGGUUGAAUUUGUACAUAGAACUAUAUGGAAUGAAGUUUAGUAAAAAAGAUCACAUAGCAUUUAUAAAAUUAAUGUAUGAGCUUGUUACCAUACCGAAUUUGGAUUCAAACCUUAUCAACAAAUUUUCUACUACUUUGAUUUUAUUGUUAAAGAAAAAGAAAUUAAUUAGUCCAGAUGAAUUAGAACUUCCAUGGAGACCUUUAUAUAAGAUUAUGAUACAUUGUUUACAGCGCAAUACAAUUGGAAUACAUCGUAACCUUUUGUGGUUAAAAACUUUAUUACAUUGCGUGAUAUAUUCCAUAAAAAUUUAUUUUCCCUUGAGCGCUACGCAAGAAAUAUUAGAUGAAUUAAGACCGAAGCUUUAUCCUCAUGAUGGAUUAACAAUGUGCACAAGUCUUCAGAUUUUAGAGUGUUUUUUGCCAUUACAACUAUCUCCUGAGCAUCAUUCCAUUGGAUAUCAGUUGUGGUUUGAUGAGUUUAUGACCAUGUGGAAGGUAUGCCACAAUGGUCAACAAUGGGAAAACAGUAUGAUGUGUUUAAUUGCAAGAUUGGCAGCUUUUAAUAUUGGGUAUAUUGAUUGGGAAUCAUAUAUUCCCUUCAUGUUUACUAGAUUUAUACGAUGCUUAAAUUUGCCAGUAACAUAUAAGCAGACGUCAAACAACUUGAAUCACAAAAUAGAAAUGUCGUCAAUAACUAUGUGGAUAGUAGCGACUUUGGGAAAUGGCUCAAGUACACAGACAUAUUUGGAAAAGUUCUUGAAAACUAUAGAAACAUAUUUUUAUCCAGCAAAUUUUGGGCGAUGGAUGGUAAAGUUAAAGGAACUCCUUGUUAAACUUCCAUAUCAUUUUAUCAUACGUUUACACGUAGAGAGAUAUACUAAACCAACAUGGGAAACUCCAAUUCCUGAUAAUUACAAAUUAACUGAUUCUGACGUUGAUGCUUUCGUUAAGAGUAUAUUGCCAGUAGCUAUGACGGCUAUGUUUAAUAAAUUUUGUAUAAAUGAUGCAUGUCAAGCUCUACAGCAUCUAGCCACCAUGAGACCGAAUUUAGUAAUACCGGACAUGUUGGAAAGAAUGCACUCUACAUUUGAUUCCUUGACUGAACCACAUAAACUUACAGCUUCAAUGAUUUGUAUGGUAGCUGUUGCCAGACCAAUGGUGCAAGGUUCUAGGAAUAUAAACGAAGGUUAUGCUUAUUCAGAAGGACCGAUGCACGUGUUACCGCUGCUAUUUUCGUUGUUACCCGGAAUUGAUCCAAAUGACGUUGGAAAAACUUUUGCUACGUUCCGUCUUAUUUCCGUUUAUGCCACGUUGAUCCCUAUUGUGGACUCUUCCAGAUCGAACGCAAUCAUGACAGAGGAAGAAAGGAUAGUGUGCGAGGCAACGUCGCGUUUUGAAGAUUUCGUGUUGCAGUUCUUGGACAGAGUGUUCAUGUUCAUAGAUUCUAGCUCGUCAGAGAAUGUGCGACUCGAGAACCGCGGUGGUAACUCAAAGAGCAAGUUGGAGUCGAUAGCGGAAGUAGCACUUUCCGGCGUAUGUGCGACCCUUCUGAGGGAAAUGAGUGAUGUAAUCUUCGAAAGCGCUCUACACAAGUUACGCACAUUUAUGACUGAGCGAAUUCUCGAGACUAAAGUCGCGGGCCAACUAGCGGCAGCUGUGUACAAUACUUUUUCUCACAUUAACGGAUGCGAUACUUUGCGCGCACUAUUGCCUGCACUUGCACAAACGAUUUUGCUGUUAGUAAGCGAGGAAGAGGACAUCUUGAAAGAGGAAAACCUAGAUCAUCGUCUAUUACAUGCUAUGCUCAUACUGUCUGCUAUAGUUGACACACCUGGCAAUAAUUUGAUACCACAUAUGGAUACACUAUUCAAAGUUCUCGACCGCGUUCUUCUUUUGAGAUCGAUGGACGGCAAUAAAUUGGCCUGUCAUUUGUUGAAGUCUAUUCUGUCGUCAUUAUCGAUGAUUAUUCCAUGGCAGUAUAGAUCAAAUAAGAGAGACUAUAAUGAUUCCAACUAUCCGUAUGUUAGAGAAUGGGGUCAAAGUGUGGAUCUUGAUAAUUUUUACAUUAAUUGGUAUAUUCCUGGUGAAGAAGAAAUCGCUGCUGUACAACAAAUAUUCUCAAGAUAUUUAAUGGUUCAAAUUGACAAACUUAAUAGAUACUGCAAAGAUACUAGUAUAUUAAGUAGGGAAGAAUUAUUUGCCAGUUUGAACAUCGUAUGCAGUAUUAUUAGAGGUUCCGAAUCUGUCCUACCAUUAUGGACAGAAACACCACUCGAAUUGAUCAAAUCUUCCGUAAAAUGGAAUGUAUCUAUAAUACCCACAUGUGGAAUAAAGAGACAUAUUACAAUGCCUGAUGGAAGCAAUGUUAGACAUUAUCUGGUUGAAGUCAUGAGUCAAAUUCAACGGGUAAUGCUCGAAAAUGCGGAAGACAAUACGAAAUGUUUCUUCGGAUUAAUACGGAUUUGGAACAGUCUAUUACUGGCAAAGAUACGAUUACGCGAACGUGAUGGACGACGCAAAGGUUUCUUAGCCAUCAAAAAGACAUUUGAAGAUAGAUUGGUAGGAAAUAAGAGUCACAUAGCUUCAGUGAUAAUGGAUCGCUGUGACAUUCAGCACGAAGUCAGAUCAAUUGCGCAAUCAGUCGCAUUUACAGAAACUCAUAAACGAAUAAUAUUUGAACUGUUCACUUUGGCCGUAGGCAGAUACGCAGACGUACGAUCAAAAGCUCAAACCAGUCUCUUCUCCGCUUUUAAAACUUUCCCAUAUUCUUACACGCUUAUAAUGCCGCGUUUAAUCGAUAUUUUGAGGAAAGAUACCGAAGAACAUCACGAUGCAUAUAAGGGUGUUCUGUAUAUAUUGCUCGGACCGCAACAUAUUCCUAUUAUUACGCAAAGAGAUUUGAAUAUAUUGACAUCAUUAUGGCCAGCCAUUGUGCUUUCCAAGCCGUCCGAAAAACUUUCUGUAAUUCGCCUGAAACAGAACAUUGUAGAUACUAUAAGUAAAUAUUUCUGUUUAAAUACGCUCGAGCUCGAAAUAUCCGACACGUGUUUGACGGCUGCACAAGCGUUGUGGAAAGACUUUCCGCAACCAGCUUUGCCACAGCCUGAUCGAAACGAGGUAGAAGAGGGUGCAUGCAAUUUAAAGCAACUUAAUAAAUCUAAUCUGAAGUCAUAUAGUGAUCUGCUCGAUGAACUUUUGCGUUGUAUACUUGAGGAAUCUUUACAUUGGCGGCACAGAUUAAUGGCGAUGACUUUCAUACGAGACUUGGUGCAUCCAAACCAAGUUUAUUCCGCAAAAUUAGUGCGUUAUUUUUUGCAAGCGCUUAUACACGAUUCCUUGCAAGAAAGAAAAAUUGCCACCAGGGUAGUGACAUUUAUGUUGAAACAACAAAAACGAAAACAUUUGAAGAUAACAGUUGAUGUACACAACUUAUCCAAUGAAAGUAUAAAAAAGGAAGGAAAAUCGCAAAAUAUCAUGCCCGGUAUAAGAGUUGAUAAUUCUUGGCUUCAGUAUAAUUACGAAACUCGUCCAUUAACCGCUAAACAAUGGGACGAGUCCAGAUACGUUCACCAACCAUACAUAGGCUAUUACGUUUGGCCAAAAAUUUUGGAAGUAUACGCACCCUCGUCCCAACAACCCUGCCUUGAUCCAGAAAUACGUGAGCUGACGGAUUGUGAGAGGGAGAUCUAUUCCUUUUUCGAUGAUCCGCAAAACAUUGAGAAGCUUGUAAAUUAUUUCAGUUUGGAGGAGAAAAAAGGCAAGGACAAAUUCAGCACGUUGAGGUGUGUUCUGUUUAAGGGCGUAUUUCGCAAUCAUGGGAUCGUUCAUUUGAAACAUUUCCUGCCACAUUUGCAACGACUGGUAAUGGACAAGCAUGAAAGCAGCCAGCGAUGUGCUGCGGAGAUUGCAGCUGGAAUAGUCAGAGGCGCCAAACAUUGGCCGUUCCAAAUGACACUUGACUUGUGGCAGGCAUUAUUGCCCAUCAUAAGAAUCGCGAUCGCGAAUCUAACGGAAGAAACCGUUAUAGAUUGGGGUGUAUGCUUCGCGACAAUGCAACAACGUAGGGAUCCUAAUAGGCACCACUGGCUACUUGAAUGUCUGAUGGAGGAUCCACCGUUAAAAGACUCGUUCGUGGAGUGCGGUCGUCUGUAUGUACUGCAAUCCGCUUUGAACCAACAAUCGUGGCGGGUAAUGGAACUGCUGCAACGUUUGCUGGUGCGCUUGGAGAACCGAUUGCUGACGAAUCCGUUUCAAAAUGUCCGAGAACGUCUGGGAUCAGUGCUGGUUACUAUAUUCAACUCUGAUUUGAGAUUCCCGCACAAUACAACUGACAUUGUGAUUCCGCGAAUGCAGACUCUAAUCGACAAAAUUGUGCCGAAAUUAGAACAACUUAAAAAGGAUGAUGAUAUAGUCGAAUCAAGCAAUCUUGACAAAGAUGAAACUUUAUUAGAAAAGGUGGCUAAUGUUUCGGUCGAUGAAUCAAAAGAAACGUCGAAAUCCAGAAUGGAAGAACAGGAGAUGCCUAUAAGAUUGUUGAAAACUGUUUGCAAAUGGAUUACGAUUAGCCUGGCUCCUUCACAGUAUAUCAUGUCACCAGGAUUUUAUCAGAUAUUUCCGAUCAUAUGUCAAUUAGAAAACUCGGAAGCGGAUGAAGAGCUUAAUAAAUCAUGUUUACGUACCUUAGCAACGCUUGCGCAGGCAUUCACAUUGCCGGAAGAUAUGUCAAUAGCAUUGACAGCAGUGAAAAAAGUAUCCGAGCAUUCAUCGUGGUCUGCCAGGUUCACUAGCUUGGAAUUUCUUCAAGUAUUGGUUUUUCACAAUAUGGGCAUAAUUCUUAGUAACGCGUUGUGGACUAAUUGCGUUAAAGAUAUCGUUUUGCACUUGUUAGAAGAUGAUCGUUUAGAGGUCAGAGAGAAGGCUAGUCAAGUACUCGGUGGAUUAUUGCAUUGCACAUUUAUCACAGAUCACGAAAAAUUACUGGAGGAGUUUAAGAGAAAAGCAAGGACUCGAUUGCAAAAGAAAAAUAAUUCUAUCAAUCCAGAUGCGUUAGGAAACAAAAAUAAUACAAUACGUAUACGUCAUGGUGGUGUUCUUGGACUGUGUGCUUUUAUUCAUGCUCAUCCGUAUGAUGUGCCCAAAUAUGUGCCUUCAGUCUUCGAACAUCUCGGCCUUCACAUGAAUGAUCCACAGCCUAUACCGAUGACAAUAAGGAAAACUUUAAGUGAUUUCAAACGGACGCAUUACGAUGGUUGGACAGGAAUGAGAGGUCAUGCCCAAUGUUUUACGGAAGAGCAAUUAGCCGUUUUACAAGAUUUAACAGUGCCGCCAUCGUAUUAUGCUUAAUCAGAAAUGGAAUUUUACAAUACAGUAUAGCAAUAUAGCAUAAUGCACUGACUAAUGUAAUGUCAAUUGUAACGAAAAUUAUAUCCAUAAAGAAUGUAAUAUUAAAAAUUUUUUUAAUUAUUAAAAAUUCUCUCUCAACAAAUGGCAUUUA
Messenger RNA from Trachymyrmex cornetzi, 5731 nucleotides. Its product is annotated as proteasome activator complex subunit 4A. Gene Ontology annotation, biological process: proteasomal ubiquitin-independent protein catabolic process. Lineage: Eukaryota; Metazoa; Arthropoda; Insecta; Hymenoptera; Formicidae. The transcript has 13 exons. The record is from RefSeq and is a predicted model, not a curated record. Gene Ontology annotation, molecular function: proteasome binding; peptidase activator activity. The coding region runs from base 1 to 5580 and encodes 1859 amino acids. Gene Ontology annotation, cellular component: cytosol; nucleus.